UCUCUCUCUCUCUCUCUCUCUCUCUCUCUCUCUCUCUCUCCAGUCUCCCCCUCUGCUCCUUUCUCUUGCCUUAGCAGAACUUAUGUGGCUGAGAUGCAGGGCCCUGGGGUGUCAAAACUUUGAAGAUUAAUGGAUUACUUUGUUAAUGACUGCAGGCGUCAGGCUGAGGUGCUUAAAUGAUUUGUGAGGUGCGAGGCGUCUUCCCGACAGUCCCAAACAAUGCGCGGAGUGUGCGGGGGAGGCAGAGGGCAGCCACUGGCGGGACCGGCAGCAGGGCUCACACGCACACACACACACUCCAGGGAGCACACUAGAUCCUUGCAGAUCAGGAGGCAAACAGGCACUCUCGCCCCCCACGCACUCCGGGGUAUUCCCAUCCACACCCACAUAUAUGUAUUUUUGCCCUGAAAAAAAGUAUAAAUAAAGCCUCCAUGGCCCCCAAUGAGGCGUUCCUUUCUGACUUUUUUGGAUCAAUCAAACAGACAGUGGCUUCUUUUGAUUAAAGCCCAAAUUGUCAUUGGGCAGAAGCAAUCAUGUGACAGCCAAUUCGGUCCAAUUUCAACCUUGUCUCCAUGAAUUCAAUAGUUUAAUAGUAGCGCGGUCCCCAUACGGCUGUAAUCAGUGAAUUAGAAAAAAAACACCCCAGCAGCGAUCUUCUAUGAUAGAUUUUUUUUUCCUUCGCGCUCGCCUUUUUCCUGGGCCUUGCCCCCCCAAAGCCCCUCCAAAAGAGGGAACUUUUCCUCCGAGGGGGCUCCAAGGAGAAGGCCAUGAAUUACGAAUUUGAGCGAGAGAUUGGUUUUAUCAAUAGCCAGCCGUCGCUCGCUGAGUGCCUGACAUCUUUUCCCCCUGUCGCUGAUACAUUUCAAAGUUCAUCAAUCAAGACCUCGACGCUUUCACACUCGACACUGAUUCCUCCUCCUUUUGAGCAGACCAUUCCCAGCCUGAACCCGGGCAGUCACCCUCGCCACGGCGCUGGCGCUGGCGGCCGCCCCAAGUCGAGCCCCGCGGGCAGUCGCGGCAGCCCGGUGCCCGCCGGCGCCCUGCAGCCGCCUGAGUACCCCUGGAUGAAGGAGAAGAAGGCGGCCAAGAAAACCGCACUGCCGCCCGCCGCCGCCUCCACGGGCCCUGCCUGCCUCGGCCACAAAGAAUCCCUGGAAAUAGCUGAUGGCAGCGGCGGGGGAUCCAGGCGUCUGAGAACUGCUUACACCAACACUCAGCUUUUGGAGCUGGAAAAGGAAUUUCAUUUCAACAAGUACCUUUGCAGACCCCGGAGGGUGGAAAUCGCUGCGCUGCUGGAUUUGACCGAGAGACAAGUGAAAGUGUGGUUUCAGAACCGGAGAAUGAAGCACAAGAGGCAGACCCAGUGCAAGGAGAACCAAAACAGCGAAGGGAAAUUUAAAAACCUGGAGGACUCGGACAAAGUGGAGGAAGACGAGGAAGAGAAGUCACUCUUUGAGCAAGCCCUCAGUGUCUCCGGGGCCCUUCUGGAGAGGGAAGGUUACACUUUUCAGCAAAAUGCGCUCUCUCAACAGCAGGCUCCCAAUGGACACAAUGGCGACUCCCAAACUUUGCCAGUUUCGCCUUUAACCAGCAAUGAGAAAAAUUUGAAACAUUUUCAGCACCAGUCACCCACUGUUCCUAACUGCUUGUCAACAAUGGGCCAGAACUGUGGAGCUGGCCUAAACAAUGACAGUCCCGAGGCCCUCGAGGUCCCCUCUUUGCAGGACUUCAAUGUGUUCUCCACAGAUUCCUGCCUGCAGCUUUCAGAUGCACUGUCGCCCAGCUUGCCGGGCUCCCUGGACAGUCCUGUAGACAUCUCAGCUGACAGCUUUGACUUUUUUACAGACACACUCACCACAAUCGACCUACAGCAUCUGAAUUACUAAGAACAUUAAAGCAAAACAAAGCUUCACAAAAAAACGCCUUUGACCAGGUGGUUUUGCCUUCUUUUAUUCUGGGAGUUGAUUUUCGUUUUUUAUUUUCUUCUUGCUCUACCCCCUACUCUCCUAAAUGUUGAGGACUUUCCAUUUAAUGUUCUCCCCUGACCCAGUUUUAAAGCCAUCGCUUACAAAUUAUGUUGGUGUUCUAAGCGUUUUAUACCAACCCCAACAAGCUUCUAUGUGAUUUUCCUGAAAACAAAACACGAGGCGUGCAAGAAAGUGACCAUAAAUGGUCCUAUCACUUUCUUUUUAUUUUUGUACCACAUUAGGAUGCAUUGUCAUGCGUAUUUUUGGUAGAAUAAAUUCUCCUUUGCUAUAAGUAGCUUUCUUAUUUUUUCUUCCCCUCUCUCAAGGCUUAUACUGAUUUCUUAUACUUCUUUUAGUCUAACAUGGUAAAUAAAAGUCUGGUCACAAUUUACUUUUUCAAUCUUAAUAUAUUUUAUUAGGGUGGCAUGUUCAA
This is a messenger RNA of Apodemus sylvaticus (European woodmouse), 2400 nucleotides long. It is a transcript of the gene Hoxa2, whose product is annotated as homeobox A2. NCBI's taxonomy places the organism in Eukaryota, Metazoa, Chordata, Mammalia, Rodentia, Muridae. Gene Ontology annotation, molecular function: DNA-binding transcription factor activity, RNA polymerase II-specific; DNA binding. Gene Ontology annotation, biological process: regulation of DNA-templated transcription. The record is from RefSeq and is a predicted model, not a curated record. The transcript is spliced from 2 exons. Bases 768 to 1886 code for a protein of 372 amino acids.